AUGAAGCUAAUUUUCACAGUCCUGUCCGUGCUUUUGGUUGGCGGUCUGAUCGCCGAGGCCAAAACGUAUAAGAAAUGUGAGCUGGUAAAAGCGUUAUACAAUCACGGCAUCCAGAAACCAAAGUUAGCGGAUUGGGUCUGUCUUGUGCAGUGGGAAAGUAGCUUUAGUACUACGGCGACGCAUAGGAACAACGACGGUUCCACCGACUAUGGGAUAUUUCAGAUCAAUAACAAAUACUGGUGUGAUUCGGAUUAUGAGGCAAACGAAUGCAAUGUACCAUGCAAGAGUCUUCUGAAUGAUGAUAUUACGAAAGCCAUCAAAUGCGCCAAGCUGAUUUACAACCGACAGGGUUUUGAUGCAUGGUACGGUUGGCAGGACCAUUGCAAAGGCAAACCAUUGCCCGACAUCAGUGAUUGUUUCUAG
Messenger RNA from Anopheles maculipalpis, 423 nucleotides. RefSeq names its product lysozyme c-1-like. Gene Ontology annotation, molecular function: lysozyme activity. The record is from RefSeq and is a predicted model, not a curated record. The transcript is spliced from 3 exons. Lineage: Eukaryota; Metazoa; Arthropoda; Insecta; Diptera; Culicidae. Bases 1 to 423 code for a protein of 140 amino acids.